Messenger RNA from Necator americanus (New World hookworm), 1254 nucleotides. RefSeq lists its product as uncharacterized. NCBI's taxonomy places the organism in Eukaryota, Metazoa, Nematoda, Chromadorea, Rhabditida, Ancylostomatidae. The transcript has a single exon. Bases 1 to 1254 code for a protein of 417 amino acids. The record is from RefSeq and is a predicted model, not a curated record.
AUGAAAAAAGAUCAUCGUCGGUGGACAUGGGAAUCACCCAAUGGCGCGACUCGUGCGGAGAUCGACCACAUACUCACCAACCGGGGAUGGUGUCUACGUGACGUCUCAGUACUACCAUCCUUCAUACUCGAGGACUCCUUGUCCCAAGGUGACUGGCACAUCGAAGAGGACCCAAACGUGGACUACGAGAUGCUGUUCAGAGGACUACGAGCCUGUGCUGAGCGUGACUCGAAGCCGCGCACGACAAGCUUGGAUCGAAUUUCGAAGACCACCAAGAAAUUGUUGGAAAAAAGAAGGGCUUUGAGGUUUGAUCCGAAUGCAUCGCACAUUGAGCGGUUAAUAGCAAACACCAGCUGCAGAAAAGUGUUGCAGGAGGAUCUUUUGAAGUACAGGCAGAAGAAGAUUCUAAAAGCAGCACAAAGAAGAACGAGUCUAAAGAAGUGCCGCAGGGAUCUCCGCGAAUAUAAUAUUCCGCUAGCAGCCUUGCUGAGCGAAGACGGGACUCGCACGUCUUCUCGUCGUGUGAUGGAAAUCAUUACGGAGAGGUUCUACACGAACUUUUUCCGUUCAUCAACUCCUGUGUCAAGCCUGCUCAUCCCCACUGAUGAAGCUCCACCACGGAUUCUCCCUUCGGAAGUACGAGUCGCUAUCAAGAGCAUGAAACUUGGCACUGCCCGCAGACUUGAUUUUAUAUCAACAGACUUUCUUCGGACUGGCGGUCAUCCGCUUCAUGUAAUCUUAGCAGCGCACAUGACAACCUAUCUUCAGAAAGAAAGGAUCCCAGACCAGUGGAAGACCUCGCGAGCCGUUCUUAUGCACAAGAAAGGUGUCCGAGAGGACCUUCGGAACUACCGUCCAAUAUGCUUGCUGAGCGUUUUAUAUAAAAUGUUCACCAAGAUCAUCCUCACGCGCAUAUCUAGGGCGCUGGAUGAAGCCCAGCCUCAAGAACAAGCUGGAUUCGGUCAAGGGUUCAGCUGCCUGGACCACAUCCAGACCGUGUCGAGGGUCAUAGAGGUUUGUCCUCUCACCAUACCCAUUAGAAAGAGGGUACGACAAGGCGAUACAAUAUCGCUGUUCGCGGCUGCAUUGCAAUGGAUAAUGAAAUCACUUUCCUGGGAAGAAAGGGGCAUACGUGUAGAUGGAAGACUUCUCUCGAACCUUCGUUUCGCGGACGACAUCGUUCUCUUUUCGUGCAGUACCAAUGAAACAGAAACGAUGCUCAACGAAUUGAACGAAGCAGGGAAGAGAAUAUGA